CGCCACUUUUGGAACUCGGUUAUGAAAAAGCCACCCCAAACCAUACCAUUUUAGCACUUCAUCACCUAAACAUCUCAAAUUGUUUUUGCUAAAAAAAAAAAAAUAAUGUCAUAUCCCAGUGCUUCCGCUUCCCAAUCGACUGGUACCUCGGACCUUGACUCGGAAUCCGUGGAAGUACUGCGGGAGCGCCUAAGCACCAUGAAGCGGUUGAUGGCCGAACGCACAGCCCAGCAGCAAAACAACCCGGCGUCCACGGAAGAGAUAUUCUCCACCAAACGUCACCGAUCCGCCGGAAUUAUUGAUGGAAACUUUCUGAGCUUUGCUUUUGGCGGAGCUCUGCUUGUGAUUAUUACGGUUUCGGUGUACGCCUUUUACAAUCUCUACCACGCUAUACUAAAGAAGUUCCCUUCGCGACACGAGGAGCUGUAAGGAGUGCCAAAUGGGUCAAGGUUUCCACUAAAACUGCAUAAAUUUUUGCAUUUAAUAAACUGUAGCUUGAAUUGUAACUACCAA
This is a messenger RNA of Drosophila bipectinata, 513 nucleotides long. RefSeq lists its product as uncharacterized. The record is from RefSeq and is a predicted model, not a curated record. NCBI's taxonomy places the organism in Eukaryota, Metazoa, Arthropoda, Insecta, Diptera, Drosophilidae.